Guillardia theta CCMP2712 is the source of this 753-nucleotide messenger RNA. RefSeq lists its product as hypothetical. Gene Ontology annotation, molecular function: ATP binding; transmembrane receptor protein tyrosine kinase activity. Lineage: Eukaryota; Cryptophyceae; Pyrenomonadales; Geminigeraceae. The coding region runs from base 88 to 675 and encodes 195 amino acids. Gene Ontology annotation, cellular component: signaling receptor complex. The transcript has a single exon. The record is from RefSeq and is a predicted model, not a curated record. Gene Ontology annotation, biological process: protein phosphorylation; positive regulation of kinase activity; multicellular organism development.
CUUGAAAUGCACGAUCAUGUUCUUGACAUCAUCGGAGUUUCGUCAGUGUUGGAGAGGGAGCUUCUCUUGGUGGUGGAAAAUCUUUCGAUGGGAACUCUAGACUCUCUGCUUCAGCUGGCAGACAAGGAGGAGGAUGAGACGCACACGAAGAACAUGAUGCAGAUGGCAAGGCAGAUCUGCUCUGGUAUGCAUCACUUGCACUGUUGUGGAGUGAUUCAUGGCAACCUUGCGGCCAAGCACAUCCACGUCGAGUCCUUCGACCCGACGGACUACACGAAGACGAAGGUGAAGGUUGGAGACUAUAUGCUCUUCGAGAUCCUGAGGGGCGCGGAGAGCCUCGGAGGAGCCACAGGGGAUACGGUGCAGAUAGCGACACCCAUAAGAUGGAUGGCUCCUGAAGUGUUACGAACUGGUCUGCUCUCCGUGCCCGGCGACGUCUGGUCCUUCGGUGUGGUGCUGUGGGAGAUGUGGUCGGACGGAGACAUGCCUUACCAGAUGAAAUCAGAUCACGAGGUGAGAGAAGCAGUGUUGCAGGAGGGGAGCACGUUGGGAAAUCCUCACAACGGUGGUGAGGAUGUGAAUGAAAUCAUUUCCAGCUGCUGGGACAGAAAUGCGAUGGCAAGACCUUCUUUCGAAGGUAUGGAAAGGGAGUUUGGGAAAUUGGUUGAACAAUGAUUUUGCAACCCCGGGAGUUAUUCUUUAUGCGCUAUAGACGAUUUAAUUUAGAUGAUUGUAUGUACCACAUGACUCAGU